Messenger RNA from Syngnathus typhle (broad-nosed pipefish), 6784 nucleotides. It is a transcript of the gene pde2a, whose product is annotated as cGMP-dependent 3',5'-cyclic phosphodiesterase. Gene Ontology annotation, molecular function: 3',5'-cGMP-stimulated cyclic-nucleotide phosphodiesterase activity; 3',5'-cyclic-GMP phosphodiesterase activity; protein homodimerization activity. The record is from RefSeq and is a predicted model, not a curated record. The transcript is spliced from 33 exons. Gene Ontology annotation, cellular component: perinuclear region of cytoplasm; mitochondrial outer membrane; nucleus. NCBI's taxonomy places the organism in Eukaryota, Metazoa, Chordata, Actinopteri, Syngnathiformes, Syngnathidae. Gene Ontology annotation, biological process: positive regulation of gene expression; regulation of mitochondrion organization; negative regulation of receptor guanylyl cyclase signaling pathway. Bases 1299 to 4142 code for a protein of 947 amino acids.
UCAUUCUCCUAUUCUGGUUUUCCUCUGCUGUGAGACCAGCUCAGAGUUGGCAACCUCAGUGUAUUUUUGAAAUCACCAUAUCACACGUGUACGUCUUUGUACAGGGCGUGUCUUUGUUGCUUUCCUGUUUUUUUACUCCGUGUCUUGUUGAAGGAAAUACAUGACGUGCAACAAUAAGCUCCUUAGGCAGUUGCAGCUUCUUCUCAGAUGCACAUUACUCAUCACGCUGAACACACUUCUGUCACAGCCACCUGAAGAUGGGCUCCAGUCUCCAAUUUCAGAAGAGGCUCUCAAGAUUUGUUUUUCUAUCAAGCAGGGAUGAACUGCAGUCACAGAGAAUCUAAUAAACCAUGGAGGAUUGGUUUUCAACAGUAUCUAAGAGGCCCGAUUCGUUUUAAAUUCAAUUUUGAACGUAGCAUCGUUACUGUCAAUCUGAAAUAUGCCAAUGAGUUGAUGAAUUUCAACUCAAGCAUAUAUGCACAGUAUGUUUGGUAAAGGUGGUAGAAAUUCCGAGGUGGAUCGUGGUUGACAUUUUUAUAUUUGUAUUUAGAAACAGUUUUCCUGUUGGAAAUCCUCCAUUACAAAAUGUGCAUGCAUAAUAAUUUGGAGCAUGGUUUGCAAUUUCAAUGAAAUUUUUUCAAGGACUAUUACAAAAAAACAGAUUAUCUGGAUGAGAUGUCAAAUUGUGUGACUGAGUGCAUCAGGCUGCCGUUAAUAUAGCUCCACCAUUAUGUAAAUUAGCCCUUUUCCCCUGAGUGCACCUUCACCAUUUAGAGCUUUCAUUCGCAGAAAUGUUUUAUGGGAGAACUCACACACACGUGCACACACACGCACGCACGUUUCAAUCAUUGUUUUGUGUGUGUUCCUCGUGACAAACACACAUUUGUGAUGACAUGUUGAUUUAGUUCAACUAAUCACAUGCACAGUUAUGCAUGCACAGCCCACCCCCUGACACAAAUACACACACACAAACGCACACACACCAAGGUUAUUCACUGUUUUUUAGGUCCAUGCUAAUUAAGGUCUCCUGCACUGUGGUUUGGGGUGAGUGAGUGAGUGAGUGAGUGAGUGAGUGAGUGAGUGAGUGAGUGAGUGAGUGAGUGAGUGAGUGAGUGAGUGAGUGAGUGAGUGAGUGAGUGAGUGAGUGAGUGCAGCAACACCAGCUGCUUGUUUCUAAUGAAAGCCUUGUGAUCAGUGCUCCUCUCUUCAGAUGAAGUAUUUAAUUCCUGAAUGAGGGCAGAUGAAGAUGGACACAGUCCAUCUAUCAACAGGCGUCCUCUUGACGGUGUGGAGAUGACAUGACCGCGUUCGAGAGGAAGAAGGGGAAGGACCUACGAGGUCAGCAAGUGUUACUGCGUCCGGAGGAGAGUUCUGCUCCUAGCCUGACAAGCAGACAGUCCACCACGUUUUCUGAACAGGUCCAGGAUGCUCUGCUGCAGCUGGCAGCCGUUGUCGAUGUGCGCUCGCUGCGAGUGGCCCUUCGAGAUGGCGUACAGACGCUGUUACCCCACACGGAGUGUGUAUGUGUGUACACACUAGAUGGAAACUCAAGGUUGCUGUCGGACGACCCGCCGCACGAGCUGCCACAGGAGGGCAAGAUCAGGAGUGUUGUCGAGCAGCUGAAGCGAUGUCAAUGUGCCGGCUUUCCCUCAUCGGAAGUGCCCGAAAAAUACAAAACUUCUCUUGCAGCCCCACUAAAGGCACACCAAAGAGCUGUUGUUAUUCCUAUCUUGGAUCAAGAGCGGACCAAGGCCAUCGCUGUCUUACUGGUGGGCUGUAGUCCUCUCUCCGAUCAAGAUGAAGCGCAUCUUAGCACGCUGGAGAAACAUGCCUCGGUGGCAUGCGUCCGUGUCCAUCUGGUUCAGGCGUCCUACCAGAGGCCCCCACUCAGCCCCUCUCCCAUUCAAUCCCACAAUGCACUGCUGCACCUCAAUGUCUCGGACCAGGACUACAGCGAGUUGGACCGCAACAUCCUCCAACUUUGUGGUGAGCUUUAUGACCUUGACGCAGCGUCUCUCCAGCUCAAAGUCAUCAAUUAUCUGCAGCAGCAGACUCGGUCACAAUGUUGUUGUCUGCUGUUAGUGUCUGAGGACAACCACCAGCUUUUUUGCCAGGUAGUCGGAGACAAAGUUUUGGAGGAGGAGAUCAGUUUCCCGCUGAUGUUUGGACGUUUCGGUCAGGUUGUCGAGAAGAAGAAGCCAAUUACGCUUCAAGACAUCAGUGCUGAGGAGCGUAGGCAGCUGUCCAGUAUGUUGGCCUGUGAGAUCUCCUCCAUGCUGUGCGUCCCCGUUGUGAGCAGGGCUACGGGCCAAGUGGUGGCUCUGGCGUGCGCCUUCAACAAGCAGGGUGGACAGAGACACACGGAGGCGGACGAGCACGCCAUCCAACACUGUUUCUGCUACACUUCAACGGUCCUCACCUCAACUUUGGCCUUCCAGAAGGAACAGAAACUGAAAGUAGAGUGCCAGGCACUCUUGCAAGUGGCCAAAAAUCUCUUCACACACUUGGAUGAUGUGUCAGUGCUCUUACAGGAAAUUAUAGUGGAGGCCAGGAACCUCAGCGAUGCAGAGAUCUGUUCGGUGUUCUUGCUGGAUCGCCAUAGCCACGAGUUAGUGGCCAAAGUGUUUGACGGUGGUGUGGUUAGUGAUGAAGAGAAGGAAUUCCGUAUCCCAGCAGAUCAGGGUAUUGCAGGCCAUGUGGCGACCACAGGUCAAAUCCUGAACAUUAAGGACGCCUACUCCCAUCCUCUUUUCUAUCGUGGUGUGGACGACAGUACCGGUUUCAGGACUCGCAACAUCCUCUGCUUCCCCAUCAAAGAUGAGAACGAUGAGGUGAUCGGGGUUGCUGAGUUGGUGAAUAAAAUGAACGGGCCGUGGUUCAACCGCUUUGAUGAGGAUUUGGCCACGGCUUUUUCCAUCUACUGUGGUAUUAGCAUUGCCCAUUCGUUGCUGUACAAGAAGGUCCAUGAAGCACAGUUCAGAUCUCACCUGGCCAAUGAAAUGAUGAAGUACCAUAUGAAGCUUUCAGAGGACGAGGUGUGUAAACUGCUGGUCGUCGGAAUUGAGCCGGUAAAGAAGAUCCAUCCUUGCUUUGCUGAGUUCACCUACACGCCGCGCUCGCUGCCUGAUGAGACCACACCGAUGUGUGUCCUCAGCAUGUUUGAAGACAUGGGUUUCAUCAACACGUACAAGAUCGACAGGCAGACUCUUGCCAGGUUUUGUUUAAUGGUCAAGAAAGGUUACAGGGACCCCCCCUACCACAAUUGGAUGCACGCAUUCUCUGUCUCCCACUUCUGCUACCUGCUCUACAAAAACCUUGGGCUGUCCAACUACCUCGAGGAUAUAGAGAUUUUAGCUCUCUUUGUCUCCUGUCUCUGCCAUGACCUGGAUCAUCGCGGGACCAACAAUUCAUUCCAAGUGGCCUCGCAAUCUGUGCUGGCUGCUCUCUACAGCUCAGAGGGAUCUGUGAUGGAGAGACAUCAUUUUGCACAGGCCAUUGCCAUUCUGAAUACUCAAGGCUGUAACAUUUUUGAGAAGUUCUCCAGAAAGGAUUACCAGCGCAUGCUCGACUUGAUGAGGGAAAUCAUUCUGGCUACAGACCUGGCUCAUCACCUUCGCAUAUUUAGAGACUUACAGAAGAUGGCUGAUGAUGGCUAUGAUCCUAAAAGCAGUACCCACCACUCCUUGCUGCUGUGCCUGCUGAUGACAUCAUGUGACCUGUCAGACCAAACCAAGGGCUGGAAAACCACUCGCAAGAUUGCUGAACUUAUCUAUAAAGAAUUCUUCUCUCAAGGAGAUCUGGAAAAAGCCAUGGGGAACAGGCCCAGUGAGAUGAUGGACAGAGAAAAAGCAUACAUCCCAGAACUACAGAUCAGCUUCAUGGAGCACAUCGCCAUGCCCAUUUACAAGCUGCUGUCUGAACUACUUCCUGGGGCCACUGAGCUCUACGAAAGAGUGGCGGCGAAUCGAGAGCAGUGGACCAAAGUGUCCCACAAGUUCACCAUCCGGGGGUUGCCUAGCAACAACAGCCUAGACUUCUUGGACCAGGAAUAUGAGCUACUGCAGUCCCAGGGCGCUUUCGGGAGCGACCACCUCUGCCUUAACGGCUGCCUUGACGAUUGUGAAGGGGGGCACGGACAGUGACACUAGUAGCCCAUCUUCAGGGUCAUGAAGUUGUUUUUUGUGGUCCAAUAAAGAGGCUGAGGACAGCUUUUAGUGGCCUGAGAGGGAGGAGGUCGGUCACUUUGAAGCUUAGCAGCCAUGCAGGACGGACAGAACAACAUUUCUAAAAAAAAAAAUCCAAUGAGACGAUCGAUCUGAAACGUCUGAAGUGGUUUUUGGUGAUCACAUGCUUCAUGUUGCUCAUGUGGUCAGUUCUUGAGCGCAAAAGUCGGUGCGGUGACAACUUGAAGGAGAUGUUUUACAAGUUCAUACGUGCAGUACUCAUCCUGAUUAAGAUUGUACAAACACAAUGACACACAUGAACGUAUGUCUUUACAGAAACCUUCGGGGGGGAUAUGUUGUCAUGCAAACAAAGUGCUUAUUAUUUGAGUGUCAUGUUCCAUGAUGGUGGAUAUUGAUUUGAAUCACUGAGCGUCGUUCGCACACAAGCGACUGCCAUCAAUUUAAGAAUGCUUGUGAAGUUUGUUUUUUUUACGUCACUAUUAAUUUAUUCAAAAUGACAACGCAGUCUAUGUUUCCAUUUAAUAGGAAUAUUUUUGUAUUGAAUAGUUAGAAUUAAACAAUAGAGCAUUUCAUUCCUACAUUGCCACAAAAAUCCACAAGGGCAAUUUGCUUUGACUUCUCAAGCCUUUGGGCAAAACAGGUUGACAAUCACACCCUGACUACGUCAUAGUACCAAAAAAAAAAAAUGAAAUUCAAACACUACCACAAUUUAUUUAAUAAUGUCUUCACCAUCACUUGCCAACUUUUUUCGUACUAUCCUCCCAAAAUCAAUAUAGAUGAUAAAGCCCUUUAAACGAUCCAUCCCACCUGUCGUGUAAAUGAGCCAUGCUGAGUGUGCUCCACCAAGUGUGUCAUAUGGAUCUGCCUUAUUGUGCAUCUUUGCUGCCUUUCUUAGAGCUUUUAAUAUAUACCAACUGAAACAUAACAGCCUGUUUAUUAUUGUGUAUUUGUUAUAGGCAUAGCUUGACUAUCAGUGUGCUGACUGAAGGACCACCACACUCAAGACAAUGUAGAUUUGUGAAAUAACCUUUGUAAAGACAGUUGUCAUUUCACCUGUUUUGGUUUCAAAUAUCAAGUCAUCAUUUGGCUGUUAUUACUGGUCAAGUGUUGUCAGUGAGGUUGAGAAAAAAAAAAAAAAAAAGGAAUCAGAGAUGUAGCCAUCGAUGAAAUUAUUCCCAAAGGAAAAGUUUUUUUUUUUUUUCCAGCUCUCAGAUUGUACCUCAUUUAGAAAUGUUGGGAGUUCUGUGUUAAAUGUUGCACCACUUUUACCUUGUUUUAAAUAGGAAAUGCUGCAGCUUUUGUGAAGCCAACCACUGAGUUACACAACAUAACUAUCUGUAAUGGAGAACACUGUAUGUGGGCUGCGUGCGUGUGUGUGUGUGUGCGUGCGUGGAUGGAUGGAAGAGAGUUCAUGACCAAAUGAGUGCAUAAAAUUGUGACUGUGUGGGUAGGAGGGAAAGAGAGAUUCCAAUUAAGCUAGUGCAGUCUUUUCAACGCAUUAGAGAUGACAUGUUACCGAUAAUGCCAGCGGGGUGGAGGAAAGUAUAGAAUAAUCCAAUCAGGGUGUGUGCAUGUACUGUUUGUCUCAUGUGUCAUGGGCAGUAUGUGUGUGUGUGGUAUGAGUUGACUGCCCUGGUUAGAGUUUUCUACUAAGAUGUUUUCAAAGGGCAUAUAUUACAUGUGUUAACAGUUUUUUUUUUCCUCCCACUCGAGUUUUCUUUUAAAUUGUUCCAUACCAUGUAAGCUCAUCUGAAACAUCUGCCUUUUUCAUGUGCAAUAUGAAAUGUCUGCCUGAGUGAAAAUGUAAAUUCCCUCGUCUCUUGUUAAUUUAUUUCCUGAGGUUUGAGCUGGCUGAGGCUUUUGAGGUCAGGGUGAGUGAAGUGUGACUGUUUUAAUGGUAGAAUGCCUCGGAAAGUUCAGAUCUCAACUUUUGAGUGUGUAUCUGUCAUUGUGUCGCUUUUACAAGUCAGGGCUAUUUGUGCCAGGUGAAGAAUUUCUUGGCCGAGCUUCAGCGUCAAACGUGAACUUAUUUCUUCAUUGUCUAAUUAUAUAGUUAAUGACGUGGGCUAUUGUUAAAUGUUUUUGUUUUUCUGCUACAUGUUUGUCAGCCUUGAAAUGUUCCCCUUCGAUGUUUGAAGCCAAUCUUUGUCUCCAUUACAAAGCACCAGGAUUCUAACUUGCGAAAAGGCCAUCGCAAUACUCAUCUGUGACUUACAGUGGCAAAAAUAUUUCUGUAAAUAGGAAGGGGUCAAGAAGCAUAUGUUACAAUGUAUAUCAUUCUAACAAUGGGAAAUAUUUUCUAUGUAAUUAAAAGUGCUUUUUUUGAGUUCUUUCCCCUCCAAACAACUUUCAAGAGACACGAGGAAAAACGUGUAUUCUGAAUUUCUAAUGAUGCAGCACAAACAGAAACUCAAACUAAUCUGACACUGUUAUAAAAGAUGCUUUCACGAAGCAAAAUACUGUCAUUUGUUUCUUUUCUUUUUUUGCUGUUUUGUUGAGUCUGAGAGCUUGACUUUCAAUGAACAAUGAUAUACUUGGGAUGGGCGGCAAAUGGAUGACUUAGUUCAUUUGUGGAAUAAAUGUGAUGAAAGGUGUUAACA